Pochonia chlamydosporia 170 is the source of this 270-nucleotide messenger RNA. RefSeq lists its product as hypothetical. The record is from RefSeq and is a predicted model, not a curated record. The transcript is spliced from 4 exons. The coding region runs from base 1 to 270 and encodes 89 amino acids. NCBI's taxonomy places the organism in Eukaryota, Fungi, Ascomycota, Sordariomycetes, Hypocreales, Clavicipitaceae.
AUGCUGGAAACACGACCAAACUUGGAAGAUGGCCACGCCGUAAACAUGCUGGCCAUCUUUUUUGCCUCGACAGUGAGGGCUACACCAUACGAUAGUAUUUAUGGUCAAAUGUAUGCGCGUAGCACGGUGCGGUUCAAGUCAACUGAUGGUUCUGCGAGAAUUGGACGUACUACAAAUAUUCACCAAAGGGACCUUGAAAUGCCGGGAUAUUAUGCCGAAAGACGACGCAAGGAUUUCACUGGCUGCGCAGGACCACUACAUGAGAAAUAG